GCGGCGGCGUGGUGGUGGAGGUCCUGCUGUCUCUGUCCGGACCUCAAUGUCUGACCGGUCUCAUAUUACGCUUUAGAAUAUAGUUAUUCAUUCCCGGUGCAACCCGUUGAUUUUAAUAUCAGGAUAUCAGGUAAUAUAGCUGAAAUUAUGAGCUUUCUAAUGCAUCUUUGACGUCAGAGGUGCGUCGAGCACUCGCGUGAUUUUAUUUAUAGGGAAUUGUUUGGUUGCAUUAUUUUGGAUCUAACAUAUUUAAAUCAGCUGGAAGAGGAGGACGGACAUCACUAUUGACUGAGGACUGUUAAUCCAGAUUUAAUCUUAAUAACAUGGAGACCGUGUCCAUGGUCCAGUCUGAUCCAGCAGUAUGAUUGGAGCAUCCAGUCUCUCAGGGGACACCCUAAUAGCGUGCCACUUCCCUGUGGUUCAGCUCCCCACUUGGCAACUUCCUGUCCAGGCCCUGUGCGGCUCAGCCAAGAGGCCCGGCCGGCUGUGCUCAGUAGGCCUGACCCGAGCUGUGUCCCUCCCAGAGCGAGACUCGCUGCACCGAGAGCAUGCCUUCGCAGGCGGGCGCAGACCUUUUUCCAGCAGCUACGGUAGUCUCAACGAGGACCGAGCGGAGGAGGAGGGGGGCAGCGACAGCAGCGGGAGGUACGACUCCAACUCGUCACCGGAGGAGACGAGUUCCCAUCUGAAGAAGGAAAGUUCUGGAGCUAGAGACAGCCUGCGGUCACGCAACUCAUUCCUUCCCAAUACAGAGCUAGAUGAGGAUGAGGAAGAUGAAGAUAGUGAUGGCGAUAAUCUACACCGAUAUCACGAGGACUCCUCUUUUGUGCUGCAUGGAAAUUCCAACUGGCCUCGAAAUAAUGGUGCCAGAAAUCACACAAUGUCCCACGGGGACAGCGAAUGGGGCAAUGAAGGGACCAUGCUGGGUACGAAGAGUGACCAGGAGUGGCUCUCUAACCAGCCUCGCCAGCCGGGCUCACUGCAGACUGAAUGCUUUCAUGUGAGCAGAUCUGGCAUCACAGUGGUGGCUUUUGGCGAGCAAGACUCAGACAGACUGAAGGAUAACAUGUCCUGCUGCAUCCACAAAUGUUCCCCAGAGCUGUUCUCCAACAGCCACGCAGAGUAUGUCAGCGACUCUUCCUGUAACAGCUCUGACGGCGUCUUGGUUAACUUCUGCACCAUCUAUAACAGGAGCAACAACCCUGCCACGCCGAACGACCUCAGCAGUCCCGUGGUUCACCCCUAUCCGUCAUCUGAGGGAUCCGUGUUCCUCAACCUUCAACCCGUUGCUCAGACUCCAGCCGAGGACCUCCAACAGGAUGACAUGACGGUUAACUCUCCCCCUAAAGAGGAGGUCGACGUGACACCCCCCGCUUCCUGCUGGUCUCCUCAGGGCCUCGACUCUAACUGCAAUCUUUACUCCCUGGAGCCGCUACCCCCGGGUCUCUCCUCGCUGGAGGUGUCAGACCUGGCCGCCUGCCUCCAAAGCCAGGCCACAUUAGCUAUGGGGACCAACCAGAAGUACUACAAGCUUGUGACCUGUGACCUCUCCUCCCAGUCGCCUAGCCCAGCCUGGUCCAGCCUCACCAGCUGCCCCGAGGGUCAGAGCAGAAGUAGCCACUUCCAUCCCUCUGAGCACCUCUUUGAGGAUCAUAAGAAAGAAGAACAACACAAAGAAGCAGAGAAGGAGAAAGAGGAUCACCAGAAUGAGAAGAGGUUCUCCUCCGCACAGUGCAGCGCCGGGUUUGAUCGCCCUCAGUUUCAGACCUAUGAUUACCAAGUUGCCACCACCUCCACUGAGAAAGCCCUCUGCAGGAAGAAACAUACAGACAGCAUCCAAAACCUCUCCCACACGCCUUGUUCGCUGUGCCCCAGCCAGUGUAGCCCACAAAGCAGUGAAUGCCAAGGCACAAGCGCUGCGUCCACACGGCCAUCUGUGAUUCUGCACCAGGAUCACUGUGAUACUGAUGCUACUGAGAAGGGAGCAUGUUCAUUGGAAAAUGCAGUGGUGCGCUACAGUAAAGCCCAGAGACCAACCUCGCUGCCCAUCCAGCCCUUUGUUCUGGUCCCCACAGGCAAACCCCAGACCCAGCACCUGGGCUGUCUUCUGGAGCAGUACAUAAACCAGAAGAGCAGCAAGUCUGGUAGCUCCCAACCGGGCCUCAAGUUCAAGGCCAAAAGCAGCCAGUGCUUUUCUAAUCUUCAGCCGUCACCGAUGGGCAACCGCUGCCCCGUCUUCCUGGAGGCUCCGUCGAGCUCUGACACCUGCUCCACCUGCACGCCGAGCCCAGAGUGCUUCAGCCGCAGACGGGCAUGGAGCCAGCCCUGCAGAAGCCAAGGAUGCCCAAGUCUGUGUACAUUAAACUGCAGCCUAGAUCCAACUCACAGCAGCCCAACGCCCAGACUGGUUCAAGAUAAAACAAGCCCAUACUCAGGCAAAACUACCAAUUUUUCAGCCCCAAAUCAGACCAACCUUGUAAAAAUUCCCACCUACCAGGACCUUAUUAACCUCACCCCUGAGCAGAGCCAUGCCAACACUGAGCCCAAAAGUCCCACCUACCAUCCACUAGUCUCCCAUACACCGCCCACUUUACUCCUAACCACUGACGCCCGUCACCCAAACCUGCAGGUGUCCCUGUCUCCUCCCGCAACCGUACAACCAGACAAGAAGCUCCCUCAGCACCGGGCUGCACCUGCAGCUGACGCCGGCUUUUUUCGCGGCGGUUUUACAGCUGCCCUCUCCUCGGUAGCUCCUCUCUCUUCUCUGAGUUGUCUGCUUUCUUUAGCUGCUUCCGGGCUGCAAAUGCAGGACUCUACUGGGAAGCCGAGUCAGAGUCAACACAGUGACUCUCUGAUCCUGAGCGACAGGCCGCCCACAGAGUUCUGCCUCUCGCCCGACACGUCUUAUGAGUCCAUGUCUAUCAGCCACCUACAGAGGAGAGGUUUGCUGAGGUCUGUGAGCAGGGCGGUGGAUUUGAUCAUGGCUCAUUUUGGCAGCAGCAGAGACCCUGAAGAAAAGAUGCGUCUGGGUAACAGCUCUCGCAGUCCCACAAUAGGCGGUCUGGUCCUGGAACAUUUGUGUCCGGCGAUCCAGAAUAUUUUAGAGGACGGUCUUAGGGAUCACAAAUUGGAUCUCAUCAUCGGGCAGCGCCGCAACCACUCCUGGAGCGUGGUGGAGGUCUCUACUAGAAUCGGUCCAUCCACCAGGGUCCUUCACAGCCUGGUCUCCAAAAUCAGACAAUGUCCCCAGCUCGCCAGCCACUGCAUGAGACUGAGAGCCUUCAUCAUGGGCCUGCUUAACUUGAGAGCUUUGGAGUUCUGGCUCAGUCACCUUCAGAGUCAAAAAGAUGUGGUGACAGCAUACUACCAUUCUUGGGGGUUCCUGUUCAUGUCACUGGGUCAGUGUCAGCCCAUGUUUCAGGAGCUGCUACUUCUGCUGCAGCCGCUCUCCGUGAUGCCCUUUGACCUCAACUUGCUCCUGGAGCCCCGACUGUUACGCAACAGACAGCUGUGUUCGGAGGAGGAGCAGGGUGUUUCUCCACCUCCGCCGUGCUCGGCCCUCCUGGUGACCAGCUGGCCACUACUGCAAGCUGACAAAAAGGUGGACAGCAGUCAGCAAACUAAGAUUUCACAGCAGACUGCUCUGCAUCGCCAAGAGUCUCUCAGUUUUCAGAAGCAGGAUUGCGUAGGGAUGCAGGCUAACAGGAGUCCAUUAGCGCCUAUUCCAGAGUGGUGGCCGAAAGAGCCCGACCUUAUGGAUGGUAUGGAUGAAGGGGAGGACUGCAGCCAUAAUUAUGCAGAUACUUGGUCCCAAAUAAGUAUGGACAGCAGGCAAGAAGAGAGGACGGGAGAGAAAGACAAUGGGACCCCAAUUGCGUCCACUUGUGUCCAGACUGAGAGUCCAUGUCUGGGCGGGCUGCGCUGGGCCAAACUGUUCGGAGCAGCUGAUACGUCCACCAGGACAGAGAGCGUCUCUCAGAGUCACAGUGGAGUACAAACCAAAAGGUGCAGGCGACCGUCGCAGUGGCUGCAUUUUGACAGAUCGCAGCUUGGACUGUUGGCUCAAUCCAUCAGGUCAAUGAAGCUAUGAGGAGCUCAGACUAACAAAGACUGCUGAAAACUAAACCCUUUGCGGGUGGAGGACAGAGUGGAGCCUAUUUACUAUAAUAACGAAAAGUCUUAACUGCAUGAUAAUACAUACACAGUGCUGAACUGAUCAGCAAGUACAUUGAACACAGGAUUAACAGCUUUGGCAAUGGCCCUUAUUCAUCAAGCUUUGCGUUGCACCAGCUAUUCGCAAAUCCAUCCAAGUUUGUGUGCCCUUUCUAAGUUCUUAGUACCAGUUAGUUAUCAGCCGUGACAGUGUAUGGCUGGUAUUGUUUUCACCUUGUGAGUGUGUGUGUGUCAUCAGGUGUGCCAGGUGUUUAUGUCUGUGGACAGAUUUUGUCACCGCGGUAGCGUCACAAUUGCCGAGUUCGAACAUUGGUGUGGUCCGAGCAAGGGCGCCGGAAGUAGGGGGGUAUGAAGUGGGAAAGGGGCCAUUGGCACCUCACUUUACGCCCCUGGCCCAAUUUGGCGUUGUGGUCGGUGUGAUCCCGUCGCAAGAUGGUCUCUAGUUUUGAAAUAAAUCAGGUUGCAAGGAAUGUCUUGAUUAGUAAAAAAAAAACUUUUAACAAUGUGUAAGGAAACAUCUAUUAUGCUGUUCAAUCAACUAUGUAAACAGGAAGUUGCUGUAGCAUCACAAACAAGCCCCCAGGAAGAGCGAAGCAAAUUUUCGUAAUGGCCAAACCGUGGAAUUACAACUUCACCUGAUGCCAUCAGGCCCAAGAAUACUUUUUCCCAUAGACUUACAUUGGGAAAGAGACUUCUGUCAAUCAGCAGAUAAUUUUUUUUUAGGUAA
Sebastes umbrosus (honeycomb rockfish) is the source of this 4900-nucleotide messenger RNA. RefSeq names its product iporin. Gene Ontology annotation, cellular component: cytoplasmic vesicle. The record is from RefSeq and is a predicted model, not a curated record. The transcript is spliced from 10 exons. NCBI's taxonomy places the organism in Eukaryota, Metazoa, Chordata, Actinopteri, Perciformes, Sebastidae. Bases 362 to 4090 code for a protein of 1242 amino acids.